This is a messenger RNA of Dacryopinax primogenitus, 1096 nucleotides long. RefSeq lists its product as uncharacterized. Bases 1 to 1059 code for a protein of 352 amino acids. The transcript has 4 exons. NCBI's taxonomy places the organism in Eukaryota, Fungi, Basidiomycota, Dacrymycetes, Dacrymycetales, Dacrymycetaceae. The record is from RefSeq and is a predicted model, not a curated record.
AUGAGGUUCUCUUUGGCCCUCGCAGCCUUCUCGGCGAUCUCUAUGGUCGAUGCGGCGUACUUCUCUGAAGGUUGGAAGCCGGGUCAGGCACCACCAACGCAGGCUAUACCACCGGGCAGCAAACAGACUUCCGUGCCGCUUGCCGACUUCCUAAAGCCCAAGGCUGCAGCUGACGCACCCCCACGAAAAGGCAUCCUCGAACUUGUGCAGGAACUGCAGACAAUGGCGACCGAUGCGCUCACUGCGCCGCUUAAAAGCGGGCCAGUCGCCGACAUAAUACAGAGAACAACUGGGCUCAAUGUCAGUCAGGCCAUCGAGAGGGCCAAAGCAGCCGCAUUGCAGGACAAGUGGGACUCCAGGAUAAAGCUGAUCACAGACGACAAUUGGGAAGAUGUGAUCGAGUACGAACAGCUCUCGCCCGAGGAGGAAGAAAGCCGGACGUGGCUCAUCUUGAUCACACUUUCAGAACAGAAUGCGGUGACGCAGUUUGUGGAGGAACAGUUUAUCAAGGCCUUCAACGAGACUAUGGACAAUGACGAUGACCUGCCAGGCGUCAAGUGGGGCCGGAUCGACUAUUUUAACGUCACACUGAUCACGACUAAGUGGCUCAUCUUUAAGGCGCCCCUUGUUGUGAUGGCUUCACACCGCGGGAAGGAUCUUCGUUUCUUCCACCCAACGCAGAUCAAGAUGAGGGAGCUCCACGAUAUCAUGAAAGAAGAGCUAUGGAAGAGUGUCCCCCCUUGGAGGUCGAGUUGGGGACCAGGUGGUGAGAAUGCCUGGGUUUUGCACCAUGCAGGUAUUUGGUUGGGCAAGUACAAUGAUAUCGCGGGUAAAGUGCCCAAGUGGGCACUGAUGAUGGUUACUGGCGUUUUCGGCUCCUUCGUGAUCCAGCUUCUUCACGGCCGAGAUAAAAAGAAAGCCGCGCCUGUCAUCAAGAGCGACGAUGCUGCGAAAACGGCCCCGCCACCUGUUGCUCCCACGACGCCCAAGAAAUCUCCGGCAGAAACCAAAAAGGAGGCAAGCAAGCGGAACCGGUCUGCCAAGCGAACCGCAGACUAAUGCGUUUUCGUGCAUAUCUUUCACGAUCUUGUAUACG